Molecule: messenger RNA, 1377 nt
Organism: Plasmodium gallinaceum
Lineage: Eukaryota; Apicomplexa; Aconoidasida; Haemosporida; Plasmodiidae
Gene: TIM50
Product: mitochondrial import inner membrane translocase subunit TIM50, putative
Exons: 1
Coding region: 1-1377 (458 amino acids)
Molecular function (GO): phosphoprotein phosphatase activity
Source: RefSeq, a predicted model, not a curated record
AUGAUAAAAUCUUUAAGAAAUUUGGUUGUUCAUGAAAAAAAGAUAAAGGGAGUUUUAUUAAGAAGAAAUUAUAUCAUUAAAUUAUUUAAUUCUAUAGAUUAUAGAAAUAAAAAAAUAAAUUUAUAUAGAUUAAAUAAAUAUUUAGACUUACAAAAUAGUAAAAAUGAUUUUAUGAUAAGUAAAGUAAAUUUAUUUAAAGGUAUGAAUUAUCCUUUUAACAAAUGGAGUGAAAAUACAAGUAAUGAAAAUAUGCUUUCAAAAAAGAGCAAUAUAAGUAAUUACAAUGAAAAAAUGAAGAAUCAUACUAUUAUAAGAAAUAAUAUAAAUAAAAUAGUAAAUGUUGAGAAAAGUAAAAGUUCAAAUGGUAUUAAUUGUAAUAAAUUAUAUGUAAGAAAUUUUAGUAAUAUUUCUAGUAAUAAAAACGAACAGGUAAAAGAAGAAGUAUUAGUUAGUAAUGUUACAAAAGAAAAAGAAUUAAAUACUACUAGUAAAAAUAAUAAAACAAUAAAACAAAUGUAUAUAGAUAAAAAACAAAAAGAAAAAAUGAUAAAAUUGUAUCUACUUUUAAGUUUAAUAUUAAUUCCUUUUGGAUAUACAUAUAUGUAUUGUUUACAAAAUAAUAUAACCAUAGAAGAUUUAUUAAAAAUAAUAAAAAAGAAUAUAGAAUUAAUAGAAACUAAAUACAAUGAUUUAUUACAUGAAUUUAUUGAUAAAUAUUUUCCAUUAAGUAAUGAACCAUUAUUACCAGAUUUUAAAGAUUUAAAUUAUCCUGAAAACUUACCAACUUUAGUUAUAGAUUUAAAUUAUGUUAUUGCAAAACUGGAAUACAAUAGAAAAACAGGAUGGAGAGUAUUAAAAAGACCAUAUGCGGAUUUAUUUUUUAAAGAAUUAUCUAGUUUUUAUGAGAUUGUUAUUUGGUCAGAUGACAAUUUCCCAGUAGCACAAGAAGUCAUAUCGAGAUGGGGAAUACCUGCAAUAGGUUGUUUACACAGAGAUCAAUGUUCAAAAAAAAAAAAAUUUUAUGUAAAAGAUUUAAAAAGAUUAGGAAGAAAUUUAGACAGAGUAGUAAUUAUUGAUCAUGAUUCACAUGCAUUUAUGCUACAACCGGAAAAUGGGAUAUUAAUUAAAGAAUUUCAUGGGGAUGUAAAUGAUAAAGAAAUAUUAUGUCUCAUUGAUUUAUUAAAGUCUUUUGCGAUUAGUACUUAUGAUAUUAGACAAUUUUUAAAAAAAUAUGGAGGAGGAGAUUAUAAUAUAGGAAAAAGAUAUUUACAAUUAAAAAGUGAUACAGAACAAAAAUCAAAACGAAUUAGAAAUAUAGGGAAAAUUUUUCAUUUAGAUAAUAAAAAAACACCAAAUGGCAUUUCUUUUAACUCUUAG